AUGAUUAGUGCCAGUACCGGCAUCUCCAUACCUACGUCAGUCGUCAACAAAAACCCCAAGCCAGGACAUGCGAUUGCACUGAAUGAUAGUCAAAUUGUUCGCAGCAAUCUUAGGAUCAAUGCUUCCGACGGCCUGUUUUAUACAUUCAAUACGACCAAAGACAAAUCUGUAUGGAUCUCGCUCUCCCUGUGCCAGGGACCAGGUAUUCCCGCUUAUAAUACGAGCGACGAAGACUUGCUUGAUCGACUCGACAAGUCGGCGGACGAGGCUCAGCACAUGACACUCGUGUCGAUGUACGUGUCGCGAGACAAGUCGAAUCCACGUCCGGGACCCAAAACAAGUUCAUCAUCCAAGUAUGUUGUGUAUGCACAGGGCGGCUGGACACAGAUUUCAUUGAGCAAGGGAUCAGAUCAGGGUGUGUAUAUUGGCGUGUGGCCCCCUGAAGACCCACGGAACGUCUCUGGUGAAUACGUGAUCCAAAUGACAGCAUCGACGAAAGGCUCGCUCGAAAGAGUCGACUAUGUGCCGAGCCUGUUUCUGGACGACACCGACCGUGAGAAUGCGCUACUCACUUCGUUCAACUACACAUCUCCUGCGCCUAAUAUCAGCCUGAUUGUGCUGCCGACGCAGGGCGACUUUUCCUUAUCAUCUAUCACGUAUUUUAAUUCGUCCUUCUGCCGCAUCUUUGAUUUGUGGGAGGAAAUGAGCUUUCUGGGAAUUCAGCCAUUUAUCAACAGUAGCGAGACGAAUCGCAAUACUUUGCCGCGUGUGACUCGUGGCGCUAACAACCAGCCAACGGCGCUACCGACACCAAGCUUCGAGAAUAGUGCCAAAAACGUGUCGUUCUCAACCUCUUCGAAUGCGGCGUCAAAUAAGAAACGGAUGGCCGCGCUCGAUCCCGGAGAUGUGACCCAGCUGGAGCUGACGGCGGUCAAUACCACAGACACGAACGUGACAGAGCAAGUCUUGGCUCAAGUCCGCAAGCAGUUCCACGUGUCAGGACUUUCGCCCGGAACGAACUACACGGCGUAUCUCGUCUCGUCCAAGGAUGUUGGCGAAUCAGUACAGCGAACGUUGUUCCCAUCGGUCAAGUUCGUGACAAAAACGGCAGAGAACUGCAAGCUCAUGUACGACUUGGACUUUUGUCCCGAACUCGCAUACUCAGUCCCUUACAAUCCAAACAUGUCGCAAGUUCUGGCGCUGCAAGCGCUUGAAAACAUCAUUACCCAGAAUUACAUCAACUUCACCAAGACUCUGGACACAUUCCCAUGCGCGUCGGACAAGUUUGGCCUGUACUCGAGUGUGUCUACGUGCGAUGACUGCCGACGCUCAUAUCAGAAUUGGCUAUGUGCUGUGGCAAUUCCCCGAUGCACGGAUCUUGUUGAUCCUGAAAAAAGUGCGGCUAGUCAGAACGGUACCGAGCUCCAAGGUCUGCCGAUGCCCGCCAAUGUUCAUUUAUACCCUUACAUCGUCAAUCGUGUUGGAUCAAACAGCAGCCGACAGGCAUACAUUGACGAGAUCUUUGCACCAGGUGACUACGGCGAGCUCCUCCCGUGCUUGCUGACGUGUGAAAUGGUCACUCGGACUUGUCCGCCGGUAAUCCAGUGGCAGUGUCCGCGCUGGACGGUCACGGCACAGCGUGAUUAUGGCGCAUUUGCUGAUGCAGGUUCCGACGGCUAUGGUGUCGGGCAAAAUGGGGGUGCUGGACCUGACGGCAUGCGCUUCGGCGGCGCAUACACCCGAUAUGUCGCACAGGAUGCAUUUGGCCAUGUGUACUGCAAUGCGAUGCAUGUCGACCGCUUGUUUCGUGAGGCCAGCACGGGUGCACCGAUGCGCACCAUCAUGCCCUCUUGGCGCAUAUGGACAGCCACGCUCAGUAUAUACAUUCUUAGUGCUCUUGUUCUAGGCUAA
Molecule: messenger RNA, 1911 nt
Organism: Malassezia globosa CBS 7966
Lineage: Eukaryota; Fungi; Basidiomycota; Malasseziomycetes; Malasseziales; Malasseziaceae
Exons: 1
Coding region: 1-1911 (636 amino acids)
Biological process (GO): calcium ion import across plasma membrane
Molecular function (GO): calcium channel activity
Source: RefSeq, a predicted model, not a curated record